AUGGAAUCUCGGCAAAUUGCUUCAUUCCCGAUUAAAUUUGACACCCUUAUACGACAGUGGCGUAAUCGGAAUGGUGAAAUUUCUGCACCAGCUGGUAAACAUAAAGCUGUAACAAAAUUGAUAAUUGAUAAAGAAUGUCCGGGAAGUUAUUUGGGUAAAUAUGGUUCCAUCGAAUAUUUAACAGCUGUUAAGUUAUGUAUUUUUGGUCGUAUUGGGCAUUCGGAAUUAGUGCAAAUACAUCCAGUACGAGUGAUAUCGAUAAUGGAUAUUACUCCUUACCUGUCACUUCAUAUACCUGUUCAUAUUGAACGAUAUUUUCAUAAGAAAUUUUUCUGUCUCAAUAAAUCAUCUACUAAAGUUUUUAUUAAAUUACCAAAAACAGCAUUUUUUCAAGGUGAGACGAUUGUUAUACACGGUGAAAUAAGUAAUGAACAUCCAAAAAAUCAUAUCAAAGAUAGUAUUGUUGGACUUGUUAUGGUUGUACGAUUUCGUUGUAAAAACAACGAGAGAUUCACGACCACAACAUUGUCACAUUUUACACUUCCAAUGAUUCGGCAGUGUUCCAUUAUCGAAUUCCAACACUGUUUGCAAAUUCCUAAUAAUGCAUUUCCAACUUAUUCUCAUCCAGAUGCACUUAUCAAUUCAUCUUAUCACGUGUCAUUGAUGCUCAAUGAAUAUACACCAAUUAAAAUCCCAGUAAUUGUUGGUACUGGAAUUUCGACCCAAUUGAUUGAUGCUCAAAUUUAUCAGUCUUCGCUGCCCUCUAUUCCUGGUCAUUUUAAAAUUAGACCAUUUCAAUCAAUGCUACAGCAGCAAACAUUUUCGCCUCUUUCCAGUUCACCACAACUAUUGUCAUUGUCACAACUGCAUUUAUCACCGUUUCCAACUCUGCCACUUUCACAACCAAUCUCUUCUCCUUAUUUAGAUCCAAAUUUCGAUAAACAUCUUAACAAAUCACAUUUCAUUCCAUUAUGCACUUCAUUUCCAUUUUGCCAUUCCAGCCUGAAUUACCAUUCACAAACAACCUUCUUCCCAGGAGAACUUCAAGUAACCCGUACUCGUUACAAAGGACAGUCUGUGUUAAGAAUAGAAGAGAUUGAAUGA
This is a messenger RNA of Cercopithifilaria johnstoni, 1104 nucleotides long. Lineage: Eukaryota; Metazoa; Nematoda; Chromadorea; Rhabditida; Onchocercidae. The record is from the annotation of a GenBank genome assembly.